This is a messenger RNA of Gasterosteus aculeatus aculeatus (three-spined stickleback), 1322 nucleotides long. RefSeq names its product clarin 1 (gene clrn1). Lineage: Eukaryota; Metazoa; Chordata; Actinopteri; Perciformes; Gasterosteidae. Gene Ontology annotation, biological process: sensory perception of sound; equilibrioception. The record is from RefSeq and is a predicted model, not a curated record.
CCCCGGAGGUCCGUGUACCGCCCCCCCGGAGGUCCGUGUACCCCCCCGGCCUGAACGCGUCUGCUCGUUGCCAUGGUGACGUAAACGCUGGGCUGCAGGCUUCCGUCUGACCGUUAUGAUGCUGGUUCCGCGGCUGUCCUGUGACCCCCCCUCGCCUCCUCCCGUCAUGCCGAACCGUCAGAAGCAGAUUUUGUUUUCGGUCUCCGGGGUCCUCGGCUUCUCGUGUGCCCUGAUGGCUGCCGUCGCCACCGGGCUCCCGUUCUGGGUCACCGGGGCCGUCCUGUGCCGGACCGGGGCCGAGCUGGUGAACGCCACCGGAGCCGAACUGGACAAGUUCCUGGGAGAGCUGAACUACGGCCUGUUCCACGGCCAGAGGGUGAAGCAGUGCGGGCUGGGGGGCAGGCCGUCGCGCUUCUCCUUCUUCCCAGACCUGCUGAGCGCCAUCCCGGUGGUCCUCCACGUGUUCGUCAUCUUCUUCUGUGGUGUCGUCAUACUCUUCUCCUCAGUGGUCACCGGCUUCUUUUUCUUCAACGCCUUCGGCCGACCGUACGAGACGCUGCAAGGCCCCCUGGGACUUUACCUGUGGAGCUUCAUCAGCUGGCUGAGCAGUUGUCUGGUGAUGGUUCUCUUUGCAUCGGAGGUCAACAUCCAUCAUCUCUCUCAUCGGAUUGCCAACUUCAACGAGGUGAACUUCGUCUUCCAGACCUACACUCAGCGCUAUGACCUCUGCUUCUGGCUCUUCUUCCUCGUCUUCCUCCUGCACGGACUCAACUUCUCGCUCAUCCGACUGGCUGGAGUCCAGUUCCCUUUCCGGGGGGGCAAGGAGUCGGCCCCCAGCGGGGGGGCCGCAGACCUCAUGUACUGAGAGACGGAAGACGGAAGCCUCUGAAGGACAAAAGGCUGAAGAACCACCAUUAACUCAAGACUCUGCAUAGCGAUAAACUCCAAUAACUGUCAUUAACUAAUGUUAGCAUCGGGUAACAUUAUGUGUUAACUAACAAUUAUAACCAAGGUAAUGUUAGCUAGUGGUUUAACUAACGUUACCUAGUGAGUUAACUAACAUUUAUAAUCAAACUGAUGUUAGCUAGUGAGUUAUCAAACAAUUACAAUGUUGUUGAUUUAAUGGUUAAAGUGUUAAGUGGGUAAAAUGGGUACAAAUUUGCCUCAGAGGGCUUUACAGACUGUUACAGACUGUUUUUCCUGUGCCUCACAUCGGCACCGGAAAAACUCCCCAAAAAAUGGAAUAACCUUUGAUGGGGAAAAAAGAGAAGAAAGCACCAUCAGAUAGAACCACCAUCCACAGAACCACCAUCAGAUAGAAC